AUUCCUUCAAAGUGGAAGGCUUUCUUUUUUGGUGUGAUAGGGGCUCGGUGGCUGUUUUAAUUUCAACGCUGAGAAGCGCAAGUACCGUAAGAAUUACACGCUGUUGACCUGUCUCCGGCCGUUGUUUUCUUGGAUUAUUUUUAAGUUGGAAGUUCCCAAUUAAGAAUUACUAGAAUGGGCAUGGCCCGGCGGGCAGCGGUCUCCUAUUGUGGUGGAGCCUGCCAGAGAAAUAACGUGUCGCACUACCUAUUAGGAUAGUGGACUACUUUAAUUGGUGAACAACAUAAGGUCGAUACAGGACGACCUUAUGUUGUGUGUGCGAUAUACUUUAGGUGACUUGGUCUUCGCCAUUCAACUUUUCAUCUAAAGUCCUCUUUUUUCAUUUCCUUUAUUUUGCGAGAAGGCUAGAUUUGAGCUCUGCACUGAGCAAGAAAGAAAUAAUAUGGAUUGGAGCACUCUCGAACUCAAGGUUAUUUCUUGCAGAGAUCUCAAGGCCUUCAAUUUCUUCCAGAAACUGUCAGCCUACUCUGUCGUCUCUAUUUUAAUUGUGAAUGAACAAGCAAAGAAAAAAGAAGAGCAACAAAAACAUCUGCAGCGUCAGAAGACAUCUAUCCAGAAAGGAGGUAAGAACCCUGAAUGGAAUCAUGUUUUCCAGUUUGAUCUCCAAAGCUUACCUCCAGAGGAAGUUGAUCAUCUUUUUCUCAAGUUCGAUUUGCGUAGUGAAGGUUUAGUUGACAGAACAAUUGGUGAAGUACGUGUUCCAUUAAAGGACUUGAUAGAUGAAUUUUGUGGAGUUGUGAGAUUUGUCAGUUAUCAGGUUCGUAACAGUGAUGGGAAGCCUAAUGGGGUACUGAAUUUUUCCUAUAAGUUAAUUGGGAGAAUCAAAAAGAGUGGAAAUGGCUCUCCACAAGUUGACUUGUCACCUGAAAUCCAAUUUUCCUCUAAAAAUGUUGUUUACCCCAAGCUGGAACAAGAUAAUCGGUCAAGCGGUAUCCAGUAUCCUUCAUUGGAUGAUGUUUACAAUCCUUCCCCAGUAUUUCAUUGUCAAACACUUGGGGGGUAUUACGGUAGGAAUUCAGGCCCUCAGGGGUUGGUUCCUGGAGGAUUCCUUCAUCCAUAUUUAAGAUCAUCACCAGUGGCGCAGCGUUCUGCUACAUAUUGGGUACACAGUGGAGUCAACUUGCUACAGGAACGAUCUGCAGAGUAAUCAGGGAUGGUUGGUAUAUUGAUGCCUGGAAGAUCUGGCUUCCUGUUCUCAGGUUGUUAGAGCCAGAACGCAGGUGGCAGGCCAAGUGUGCUGCCAGUACAAGGUAGUGUAGUUACAUUGUUUAGGGAAGCACUGUAUGCCACUUCAGCUGUUCUAAUUCAUACCAUGUUGACAUGUAAUUAUCGUUGCAUCAUUUUGAUGCUUCACCUCCUUUUUUAAAAUUUUUUUUGGCACAAUAUUUGUCUAUUGUUUUUCACCGAAAUAUUAAUUUCUAUAUUAUAUCAUGAAAGAUUAAGCCGGGACCUAUUUUGCUCCUAGCUGUAGAUGGAGCCACUUCUGGUCAAUUUUGCCACAACCUGGUAGCUGUUGUUUUUUUAAUCACCUUGUGCUACAGAAAACAAACUCCUAAAUGGAAGAAUUGUUUUCAAGAUAGUAGAAAAAAUGUUGUAGUUGAAUAUAGAUGAUGCCAUUCAACGUUGCAGUUAAAAAAGUAGGCAACAAAUUGCGUGGAAUUUCAACCAAAAAUUGGAUGAUAGACUUCCAGAAAAUUGUGGAAAGAUUUGGGUUGUCCAAGUCCAAGUCAAUUCGAAGUUUUGAAUCCCGGUGGAAGCUCAAUGUAAAAGUCGAGUUAAACUCAUAAUCGCUUUGGCUGGACGCGAUGGGAGGUAGUUUUCAUGACACAUCGUAGGCUCCAUCCAUUUCUCUGUUUUCAGACAUUAACAAACAACAAGGACUGGUAGAAUAUUAUAAUAGGAGAAUUUCAAA
Durio zibethinus is the source of this 1972-nucleotide messenger RNA. RefSeq names its product protein SRC2-like. The record is from RefSeq and is a predicted model, not a curated record. Gene Ontology annotation, biological process: defense response. Lineage: Eukaryota; Viridiplantae; Streptophyta; Magnoliopsida; Malvales; Malvaceae.